CUGACUGGAGGCGGACCCACCCUGCCGGCCAGCUGCCUUUCUAGAGCCCAGCACUUGGGCGCCCUGCCCUCACCUGCUCUCUGUGGGGCAGCUGCCUCCUGCUCGUCCGGCCAUGCGGUGGCUGUGGCCCCUGGCCAUCUCUCUUGCUGUGGUGUGGGCUAUGGGACUGAGCAGGGUCUCGGCAGGUGCCCCUCUGCACUCUGACAGGAGUAGAGCUGAGGUCCUGGAGCAGCAGAGCCGACCCAAGAGAGGCACUGAGGAUGAGGAGGCCAAAGGGGUGCAGCAGUAUGUGCCCGAGGAGUGGGCUGAGUACCCUCGGCCCAUCCACCCUGCUGGCCUGCGGCCCACCAAGCCCUUGGUGGCCACCAGCCCCAACCCAGACAAGGAUGGGAGCACCCCAGGCAGUGGACAGGAGCUGAGGGGCAAUCUGACAGGGGCGCCGGGGCAGAGGCUGCAGAUCCAGAACCCCCUGUAUCCAGUGACCGAGAGCUCCUACAGUGCCUAUGCGGUCAUGCUCCUGGCCCUGGUGGUGUUUGCUGUGGGCAUCGUGGGCAAUCUGUCAGUCAUGUGCAUCGUGUGGCACAGCUACUACCUGAAGAGCGCCUGGAACUCCAUCCUCGCGAGCCUGGCCCUCUGGGAUUUUCUGGUCCUCUUUUUCUGCCUUCCUGUUGUUAUCUUCAAUGAGAUCACUAAGCAGAGGCUGCUUGGUGACAUUUCUUGUCGGGCUGUGCCCUUCAUGGAGGUCUCCUCUCUGGGAGUCACAACCUUCAGCCUCUGUGCCCUGGGCAUUGACCGUUUCCACGUGGCUACCAGUACCCUGCCCAAGGUGAGGCCCAUCGAGCAGUGCCAGUCCAUCCUAGCCAAGCUGGCUGUUAUCUGGGUGGGUUCCAUGACCCUGGCCGUGCCUGAGCUCCUGUUGUGGCAGCUGGCACAGGAGCCUGCCCCCACCACGGGCACCGUGGACUCAUGCGUCAUGAAGCCCUCGGCCAGCCUGCCCGAAUCCCUCUACUCACUGGUGAUGACCUACCAGAACGCCCGCAUGUGGUGGUACUUUGGCUGCUACUUCUGCCUGCCCAUCCUCUUCACCAUUACCUGCCAGCUGGUGACAUGGCGGGUCCGGGGCCCCCCAGGGAGGAAGCCGGAGUGCCGGGCAGGCAAGCAUGCGCAGUGUGAGAGCCAGCUCAACAGCACAGUAGUGGGCCUGACUGUGGUCUACGCCUGCUGCACUCUCCCAGAGAACGUCUGCAACAUCGUGGUGGCCUACCUCUCCACUGAGCUGACCCGCCAGACCCUGGACCUCCUGGGCCUCAUCAACCAGUUCUCCACCUUCUUCAAGGGCGCCAUCACCCCUGUGCUGUUGCUGUGCGUCUGCAAGCCGCUGGGCCAGGCCUUCCUGGACUGCUGUUGCUGCUGCUGCUGUGAGGAGUGUGGCGGGGCCUCAGAGCCCUCGGCAACCAACAGCUCGGACAACAAGCACAAGACCGAGGCGUCCUCCUCCAUCUACUUUCACAAGCCCAGGGAGUCACCUCCACUCCUGCCCCUGGGCACGCCUUGCUGAGGCCUGAGCAGGUGUCUGCUCUUUCUUUCCCCAUAGGUCUUGCUCUGCUGCCCGUCUUGCUGUCUAGAGAUGGAUUUGGUUCCUCUUUUUGAGGUUUGGGAAGGGCAAAGGCCCCUCCCUAAGCAGGGCCUUCCAGUCAUUUGAGGGGCCUUCCAGCUCUGUCCUUUCCACCAGCGGGCAGUGAUGCCUCUAGGUCCUUAGAACUGCCUGGAAACUCAGUCCCAUCAGCUGGGAGCCAGGACUUUGCCUGCCCUCUCUUGGUUCCAGCCCUCUUCCCGCUCUCUGCCUAGAAACCUGACGAUACUUUUCAUUGUGCCCUCUCUGAGCAUCAUCUCCCCAUCUUCACCCUGGAGCCCCAUCCUGGAAUAGGAGACUCCUUGGGAGGAACCCAACUUGGUUCACUACCCUCUUCUCUGGAGCUGAUCUGUCCCAGCCCUGGACACCUCUGUUACUGGCACUUUCUUUCCUUCUGGAGGUUGUCUCUCUCUUUCCUCCUCUCUUUGAGAUGCCCUGUCCAGUCCCCCUUGUUAGGUGCUUUCCCAUAGAAGGCCUAUCUUGAAAAACAAUAAACUAGGUAGAGCUAUC
Messenger RNA from Nycticebus coucang (slow loris), 2143 nucleotides. It is a transcript of the gene GPR37L1, whose product is annotated as G protein-coupled receptor 37 like 1. Gene Ontology annotation, molecular function: G protein-coupled peptide receptor activity. Lineage: Eukaryota; Metazoa; Chordata; Mammalia; Primates; Lorisidae. Gene Ontology annotation, cellular component: plasma membrane; signaling receptor complex. Gene Ontology annotation, biological process: positive regulation of MAPK cascade; adenylate cyclase-inhibiting G protein-coupled receptor signaling pathway. The transcript has 2 exons. The record is from RefSeq and is a predicted model, not a curated record. The coding region runs from base 113 to 1558 and encodes 481 amino acids.